Molecule: messenger RNA, 2026 nt
Organism: Eubalaena glacialis (North Atlantic right whale)
Lineage: Eukaryota; Metazoa; Chordata; Mammalia; Artiodactyla; Balaenidae
Gene: GNAQ
Product: G protein subunit alpha q
Exons: 7
Coding region: 549-1628 (359 amino acids)
Biological process (GO): phospholipase C-activating dopamine receptor signaling pathway; action potential; adenylate cyclase-modulating G protein-coupled receptor signaling pathway
Cellular component (GO): heterotrimeric G-protein complex
Molecular function (GO): G-protein beta/gamma-subunit complex binding; G protein-coupled receptor binding; guanyl nucleotide binding
Source: RefSeq, a predicted model, not a curated record
UUGCGCGCGAGCCGGGCGGUGGGCGCGGGCAGGGCCGAGGGCGCCCGGGAGCCGUGUCAGGCGGCGGCGAGGAGCGAGCGCGCCGGGCGCAGGGAGCCGUCGGCGGCCGCUCGCUGCGGGGACGCCCCGGUGGAUGUGCUCUCGCCGCCGGGCGCACGGCUUAGGAGAGCCGCGGCGGCGGCGGCGGCGCGGGGGGCGAGGCGGGCCGCCCGUUCCCGGGGAAGGAGGCGCGGGCGUCUGAGCGAGGCCGGGCGCGGCGGCCUUCCCCAGUGCGCCCCCCGAGCCAGCGCCCGCGGCCGCCUCCCGCGUCCGCCUCGCUCCUCCCGGCGGCUCGAGCCGCCAGCUCCCGCCGCACCCCCGGCCCACCUAGUGGCCCCGGCCCUGGCCGCGGCCCCCGCGGCGGUUCGCCGAGCUCAUCCCGGACGCGCGCCCGGGCGGCGGGGGCUCGGCGGCCACCGCUGCCUCGGGGGAGCGAGGGCGGGAGGGUGUGUGUGCGCGCGUGUGAGCAGGGGGUGCCGGCGGGGCUGCAGCGGAGGCACUUUGGAAGAAUGACUCUGGAGUCCAUCAUGGCGUGCUGCCUGAGCGAGGAGGCUAAGGAAGCCCGGCGGAUCAACGACGAGAUUGAGCGGCAGCUCCGCAGGGACAAGCGGGACGCCCGCCGGGAGCUCAAGCUGCUGCUGCUCGGGACAGGAGAGAGUGGCAAGAGUACGUUUAUCAAGCAGAUGAGAAUCAUCCACGGGUCGGGCUACUCUGAUGAAGACAAAAGGGGCUUCACCAAGCUGGUGUAUCAGAACAUCUUCACGGCCAUGCAGGCUAUGAUCAGAGCCAUGGACACGCUCAAGAUCCCCUACAAGUACGAGCACAAUAAGGCUCACGCACAAUUAGUUCGAGAAGUUGAUGUGGAGAAGGUGUCUGCUUUUGAGAAUCCGUAUGUAGAUGCAAUAAAGAGUUUAUGGAACGAUCCUGGAAUCCAGGAAUGCUAUGACAGACGACGGGAAUAUCAGUUAUCUGACUCUACCAAAUACUAUCUUAAUGACUUGGACCGCGUUGCCGACCCUGCCUACCUGCCUACGCAGCAAGAUGUGCUCAGAGUUCGAGUCCCCACCACAGGGAUCAUCGAAUACCCCUUUGACUUACAAAGUGUCAUUUUCAGAAUGGUCGAUGUAGGGGGCCAAAGGUCAGAGAGAAGAAAAUGGAUACACUGCUUUGAAAAUGUCACCUCUAUCAUGUUUCUAGUAGCGCUUAGUGAAUAUGAUCAAGUUCUCGUGGAGUCAGACAAUGAGAACCGAAUGGAGGAAAGCAAAGCACUCUUUAGAACAAUUAUCACGUAUCCCUGGUUCCAGAACUCCUCAGUUAUUCUGUUCUUAAACAAGAAAGACCUUCUAGAGGAGAAAAUUAUGUAUUCCCACCUAGUUGACUACUUCCCAGAAUAUGAUGGACCCCAGCGAGAUGCCCAGGCAGCUCGAGAAUUCAUCCUGAAGAUGUUCGUGGACCUGAAUCCAGACAGUGACAAAAUUAUCUACUCCCAUUUCACAUGCGCCACAGACACCGAGAACAUCCGCUUUGUCUUUGCCGCCGUCAAAGACACCAUCCUCCAAUUGAACCUGAAGGAGUACAAUCUGGUCUAAUUGUGCCUCCUUGACACCGCCCUUCCCUUCCCUGGUGGGCUAUUGAAGCUAUACAAGAGGGACUGUAUUUCUGUGGAAAACAAUUUGCAUAAUACUAAUUUAUUGCCGUCCUGGACUCUGUGUGAGCGUGUCCACAGAGUUUGUAGUAAAUAUUAUGAUUUUAUUUAAACUAUUCAGAGGAAAAACAGGAUGCUGAAGUACAGUCCCAGCACAUUUCCUCUCUUUUUUUUAGGCAAAACCUUGUGACUCAAUGUAUUUUAAAUUCUCAGUCAUACACUCACAAAGAGCUGUUUCUUCCUCUCUCUCUCUCUCUCUCCCCUCUUCUUUUCUAUUGAGCAAAAUGAAGCUGAUUUUCUUUUUCCUAACCCAUCCCUUCCUCCUGAUUUUUCCCACAUUAC